Dryobates pubescens (Downy woodpecker) is the source of this 847-nucleotide messenger RNA. RefSeq names its product glutathione S-transferase theta-1. The record is from RefSeq and is a predicted model, not a curated record. The transcript has 6 exons. Lineage: Eukaryota; Metazoa; Chordata; Aves; Piciformes; Picidae. Gene Ontology annotation, molecular function: glutathione transferase activity. Bases 17 to 802 code for a protein of 261 amino acids. Gene Ontology annotation, cellular component: cytoplasm. Gene Ontology annotation, biological process: glutathione metabolic process.
GCCGGGCGGCAGCAGGAUGGGGCUGGAGCUGUACCUGGACCUGCUCUCGCAGCCCUGCCGCUCCAUCUACAUCUUCGCUCGGAGCAACAACAUCCCGUUCGAGUUCAAGCACGUGGAGCUCUUCAAAGACUCGGUGCUGGGGAAGAGGCCGGCGGCGGGGAGCGGCGCGGAGCAGCCCCAUGCAGGGCCAUCAAGCAGUGAAGGAGCUGGCAAAGUCAUCCUCCUGAAGAAGGUACCAGCACUGAAGGACGGAGACUUCACCCUAGCAGAAUGCACAGCCAUCCUGCUGUACCUGAGUCGAAAGUACAACACUCCUGACCACUGGUACCCAGCAGACAUCCAGAAGAGGGCCCAGGUGGACGAAUACCUCUCAUGGCAUCAUGCUAACAUCCGGGCUAGUGCUCCUAAGACCAUGUGGAUCAAGGUGCUGAUUCCCCUCUUCACAGGGCAGCCACUGCCCUCUGAGAAGCUGCAGGAGGUUAUGGAAGGGCUCUCCAGCUCCCUGGAGCAAUUUGAGAAAAGGUUUCUGCAGGACAAGGCUUUUAUCAUCGGGAAUGAGAUCUCCCUGGCAGAUCUUGUGGCCAUUGUGGAGCUGAUGCAACCUGUUGGAGUUGGUUGUGACAUCUUUGAAGACAGACCAAGGCUGCUGGAGUGGCGCAGGCGGGUGGAGGACGCUGUGGGGAGAGAGCUUUUCUUCCAAGCCCAUGAGAUGCUCCUCAAUAUCAAAGAACUGAGCAACAUUCAAAUUGAUCCACAACUGAAAGAGCACCUAGCACCUUUGCUGAUGAAGAUGUUGAAAUGAAUUAAGCUAUCUUAGCAUUUUUUGCUGCCCCUUGGGUUUCUUUAA